AUGCAUUGGACCGUGAUUCUCCCGGCGGCCGGCGUGGCCUUUCCAAUGGUCCAUGCCGCUGCACUGAGGGCGCGUCUAGACAAUGGCGUAGCGGAAACACCGCCGAUGGGCUGGAACACGUACAACCACUAUUCAUGCUCCCCAAAUGAAUCGAUCGUACACUCCAAUGCCCAGGCCCUCGUCGAUCUUGGCCUAGCGGAUCUCGGAUAUCGGUACGUGACAACCGACUGCGGCUGGACGGUGCCGGACCGCACGGCUAACGGGUCGUUAACCUGGAACGAGACUCUGUUCCCGAGCGGCUUCCCGGCACUGGGUGCGUACCUCCAUAACUUGGGCCUUUUGUUUGGUGUGUACGAAGACGCGGGUAUCCGAUCGUGCCAGACGAAUAUCGAGCAGGCCGGCAGUUUGUACCAUGAGUCACAGGACGCCGCCCUCUUUGCAUCCUGGAACAUCGAUGCCCUCAAAUGUAAGCUCCCGUUGCCAUUCGUAGAGUAUCCUAUCACAUAUCUUUACUUACUUCACCCUAACCGGCCCCUCAUCACAGAUGAUAACUGCUUCUCGGACGCGGCCACCGACUACCCCAACGUGAACUAUGCGCCCAGCACCUCCCCCCAGCUCCGCUAUGCCAACAUGACCAGGGCCCUGGCCCAACACACGCCCGUCCUCUUCCAGAUCUGCGAAUGGGGCGUCGACUUCCCGGCGCUGUGGGCCCCGGCUCUCGGACACACCUGGCGUAUCGGCAACGACAUCAUCCCCGCCUGGCGCACCAUCGUGCGCACGCUGAACCAGGCUGUGCCACAAACGGACUUUGCUGGGCCGGGCCAGUGGCCCGAUCUCGACAUGCUGGAGGUGGGGAAUGGCGUGUUCACGACGGCGGAGGAGCAAACACACUUCUCGAUGUGGGCCAUUUUGAAAAGUCCGCUAGUUAUUGGCGGUGCACUGAAAGACGAGUGGACAGCGAUUAGCGAGGCGUCACUGGCUAUCCUCGCGAACGAGGAUGUCGUUAGCUUUAAUCAGGACUCGCUGGGUGCCAGCGCCGCCUUGCGGCGCCGGUGGUCGGAGGCCGGGUAUGAAGUCUGGAGUGGGCCGUUGUCGGGGGAUCGCACGGUAGUAGCCCUCAUCAAUUGGGAUGGCGAGGCACGCGAGCUGUCUUUGGAUCUCCCGGAUGUGGGUGUGCAGUAUGCAGGCACUAUCAAGGAUAUCUGGGCGGGCGCGGAAGUACAGGGAGUGAAGACCACAUACACCGCGACGGUGGAGGCGCAUGGGGUCAUGUUGCUGGAGCUGCAGGACACGACGCCGGCUGGAGUAUACUCAAGCGCGCAUUUUGGGACGAAAAACGGGAACUCGGUCACUUUUGACGCUGUCUAUGCGAAUACGACUAGUACCAACUACACCAUCUCAAUUGUCUUCUCCCAGUCAUCAUCGUCACAGACCGUCUUAAGCCUCUCGUCUGGGAGUCAGAAGAGCACCAUCCAUGUACCGGCUUCAAGCACAACCGUCUCCUCCACGGUUUCAUUGGUCGCCGGCGCGGCCAACACGAUCACCCUCACUUCAACUCGUACCAUUGAGUCGAUUCAAAUUUGGUCUCCGGCUGGGACGUACUACCCAGCCACUAUAUUCACCCUGAGUGGCUCGGCGAUCCUCGAAGAAUGUGAUGCCGGGUAUUGUUUGCCCGUCGGAUCAAAGAUCGGAUAUCUUGACUCCACCAGUACCGCAACGACGACCAUUUCCGCCAAUGUUCCCUCCUCAGCAGGCAGCGCUGGCACCGUGGCAAAGUAUGUUGAAAUCGACUAUAUCAACAAUGAUGUUGCCUUCUCUUCUACCUGGGAAUGGGGUUCCAAUUCCCGCAACAUCACCCUAGCCUUGAAUGGAGGUGAUCCUGUACGCCUCGAGGUCCCGCUCUCAGGUCGCCACAGUGAGCUUUUCGGCCCUGGACUUGGCUGGUGGGACUCCGCGACGCUGGGCAUUCUGAUUGACGGGUGGAAAGAUGGAGAUAAUGAGAUCGCUGUUGGGAAUGCGGCCUCGAGUGAUGUCUUCCAGACUUGGGGAGCUGAUUUCGUCGGGCUGAGGGUGUUCGACUAG
Molecule: messenger RNA, 2082 nt
Organism: Penicillium macrosclerotiorum
Lineage: Eukaryota; Fungi; Ascomycota; Eurotiomycetes; Eurotiales; Aspergillaceae
Exons: 4
Coding region: 1-2082 (693 amino acids)
Biological process (GO): carbohydrate metabolic process
Molecular function (GO): hydrolase activity, hydrolyzing O-glycosyl compounds
Source: RefSeq, a predicted model, not a curated record